AUGUGCGAAGAAUCUCUUAUACGCUAUCCAUCUCAUAGAAAAGAAAAACAUAAAGACGAUAUUAUAACACCAUAUCUUUCUCCCAUCAAUUUACUUGUGGUUACAUUAUGGAAUUUAAAACAUUAUCAUCCUGAACAAUAUAUUUCUACAGAGAUCAAUUUGGGUCGAUCAACAGUAAAUUAUUUCCUAACAGAAAUCAUCGAUAUUUUACAUUCCUGUAUAUAUCCAGAAUUAAUUUCAUUACCUAUCAAUAUGGGAAGUAAUCGAACACCGCAUGGUCUAGAACGACACCAUAAAUUAACAGUUGAUUCGACUUCCAUUGCAAUUCCUGAACCUUAUGAUUCAGAUCAACGUAAAGCUUAUUAUCAUUCAAAAAGUCCAACAAAUUAUGCAGUGAAGAUACAGAUAGCUUGUGACUUUCAUCAUCGAAUAGUACAUGUGUCCGAAUGUUAUCGUGGGAGUGUACAUGAUAUCACAAUGCUAAGAGAAUAUGGGACUAUUAGAACAUGUGAACGAUUCUGUGCAAAUUAUUGCUGA
Messenger RNA from Rotaria sp. Silwood2, 537 nucleotides. The record is from the annotation of a GenBank genome assembly. Lineage: Eukaryota; Metazoa; Rotifera; Eurotatoria; Philodinida; Philodinidae.